Molecule: messenger RNA, 1152 nt
Organism: Lactuca sativa (garden lettuce)
Lineage: Eukaryota; Viridiplantae; Streptophyta; Magnoliopsida; Asterales; Asteraceae
Source: RefSeq, a predicted model, not a curated record
AUGCAUGAUCUUAGCGAGAUAUAUUCUAGCUUCUUUUGGCCUAACCCUAAGCCGUCGCACCCUCCACAUCAGUCGACCUCUGUUCUUUUUCCCUCCCCCUCCAUAUCUCCUUCUCAUCUCAUCGACAUGCCAGGCGAAGCACAAACCACCCAAUCCACCGUCCACUCAGCGUUCACAGUGAGCAACAUCAAGAAUGUCAUACCUCUCAUUCUCAACCGAUCUGACGAUCACUAUCCUUCAUGGGUGGAAUUCUUCAACAUUCACGUAUGUGCUAACAACGUGAAAGAUCACAUCGAUGACAAAACCCCCAAACCUACCGAUGUUGAUAAAGACACAUGGGAUCGACUUGAUGCCCUUGUUAAAUCCCGAAUCUACAUCACCAUAACACUGGAUCUCGCUCACACCAUCAUGAAACCUGGUGCAUCGGCCCUUGACCUUUGGAAGCGUCUUCAAGAAAUAUUUCUUGAUAAUAAAAACACUCGUGCAGUUUACCUCGAGGAACAAUUUAACAACACUCAUCUCUCUGCCUUCUCGAACAUCACUGAAUAUUGCUCACACCUCAAGAACCUAGCCGAUCAACUAGAAAACGUUGGAAACCCGGUGUCAGAAACAAAGAUGGUCCUCCAACUCAUCUCUGGUCUCACAAAAGGGGACUACGAUACCGUCGCUACCAUUAUACAACAAACCAACCCUUUUCCCAGCUUCACAAAAGCCGAAUCCUCCCUCCUCCUUGAAGAAGCCCGCCGCAACAAGCCUGACCCCACCAUUCCCCAAGCCUUCGUCACUCAACGGGCUGACUGUGACACUUUCGAAAACUCCAACAACGGCACUAAUAACCAUAACUCAGGCUAUAAUGGACGUGGUCAAAACUGGGGAAAUCAGCGUGGCAGUGGACGCUGGUCUUGCGGCAGAGGACGCAGACGUAGCAAUGGCAGAUUCUCGUCACAGCAAACCCCAUGGAAAUGGCCCGGUUGGUUUCCCCUAUACCCCUGGUCCGCCCCUCCAUGCCCGUACCCCACAGUCCUCAGGUUGGAAUUAUGGGGCCUCGUCCAAAAAUCUGAUUCUCACCGGCCCAGCAGCAACAACAAGUCCACACGGACCCAUAAGCCAACUUUGCUUCAAACUCACAAUCGGCCCACUCCAGCGCGAUGA